Messenger RNA from Lotus japonicus, 1751 nucleotides. RefSeq names its product lysophospholipid acyltransferase LPEAT1. Gene Ontology annotation, cellular component: endoplasmic reticulum. The record is from RefSeq and is a predicted model, not a curated record. Gene Ontology annotation, biological process: phospholipid metabolic process. Gene Ontology annotation, molecular function: lysophosphatidylethanolamine acyltransferase activity. Lineage: Eukaryota; Viridiplantae; Streptophyta; Magnoliopsida; Fabales; Fabaceae. The coding region runs from base 170 to 1294 and encodes 374 amino acids. The transcript has 9 exons.
AGAAGCAUCUUUGAGAUCUCAUCUGCAUAAUCAAAAGCAAAACCAAGCUUUCGUGUUCCCAAUCUCAGUUCUCUCUUUCUCUCUCUCUAAUCAAAAACCCUAAAUCUAUCUCCACCAUGAAAACGAAGACUAACCAGUAAUCAACGCAAUCAUCCAUCUACAAUCAACUAUGGAGUCAGAACUCAAAGACCUCAAUUCCAAACCACCCAAACCCAACGGCAACGCCACCGUCCGCGACGAUCGUCCUCUACUCAAGUCCGAUUCGGUGUCGUCGGUGUCCUCCACCUCCGAGAGCGUGGAGGAGCUGGAGAAGAAAUUCGCCGCGUACGUGAGGCACGAUGUGUACGGAACCAUGGGGCGAGGGGAGUUGGCGACCAAGGAGAAGCUCUUGCUGGGUUUCGCAUUGGUUACUCUGCUUCCAAUCAGAGUCAUUCUCGCUUUCACUGUGUUGUGCUGUUAUUACUUGAUUUGUAGGGUUUGCACCAUGUUUUCAGCUCCUAAUCGUGAGGAUGAGCAGCAAGAAGAUUACGCUCACUUGGGUGGGUGGAGGAGGGCUGUUAUUGUUGCCUGUGGAAGAGCACUCUCUAGGGUUAUGCUUUUCAUUUUCGGCUUUUAUUGGAUCACCCAUUCUCACACCACUAUGGAGGAAGACAAACGUCAGCCUGAAGAGGCGAGGAGACCGGGCGUAAUAAUAUCUAAUCACGUCUCAUACUUGGAUAUUUUGUAUCAUAUGUCUAAUUCGUUCCCAAGUUUUGUUGCCAAGAGAUCAGUGGCUAAACUUCCUCUCGUUGGUCUCAUCAGCAAGUGCCUUGGCUGUGUCUAUGUUCAGCGGGAAUCAAAGUCAUCGGACUUCAAGGGUGUUUCAGCUGUUGUCACUGAAAGAAUUCGAGAAGCUUAUCAAAAUAAAUCUGCUCCGCUAAUGAUGUUAUUUCCAGAAGGUACAACCACAAAUGGAGAUUACCUCCUUCCAUUCAAGACUGGUGGUUUUUUGGCAAAGGCGCCAGUACUUCCUGUAAUUAUAAAAUACCCUUACCAAAGAUUUAGCCCUGCCUGGGAUUCCAUAUCUGGGGUACGCCAUGUGAUAUUUCUCUUAUGCCAGUUUGUAAAUAAUAUCGAGGUGAUACGAUUACCUGUAUACUAUCCCUCGCAGCAGGAAAUGGAUGAUCCCAAAAUAUAUGCCGAUAAUGUAAGAAGGUUGAUGGCUACUGAGGGUAAUUUGACACUCUCCGAUAUUGGACUAGCGGAAAAACGAAUAUAUCAUGCUGCUCUCAAUGGUUUGUUUUCCCAAUGCUAGUUCUUCGGAUUCGUGGUCUGUAUAUUCAUUGUGUGGUUCUAUUUUUAUCACGAAAAGGAAAAAGAAAUUAAUAUAGGAAAUUCUGUGCAGAACAAAUGUUCACAUUUGGAAGUGAUGUAUCUAUGACUUCUGGAGCAUUAAUGUGUUUCAGAGUAGUGGUUCAAUGUAUCUACCCUUGUAGGAUUAGUAGGAUCCUCUCAAAUAUAGGGUGUUCUAAAAUAACUUGCUGUUAUUAUUAUUAUUAUUUCAUGAUGUUCAUUAGUUAGAAGUAGAACAGGGUUAGGGCUGUGUUUGUUUUUCUUGUGGUGAGAAGGGCCAAAGCUCAUCCGAAGUAAGCCAGUAACACUUCUUUUAUAAUGAACAGUACCACUCAUUUAACUGUGUAUUGUAGAGAUAGUCUCACUUCAGAGAACAUUAUGAAAGAAGAAAUAGAAGGGAAAAACUUCUUUCCUUUUUA